UCCUAGCGACGGCCAACCACGCCGCCAGGUCGCCCCCUUCGCACAUGCGCAAACUGCCUCCGGGAAAGGGCGCUCCUUCAUGCCGGCGUUUUGGUGUCCCUGACCCAUUCAGGACAGCGUCUGCAGUGUGGCAGGCCAACCACUUUAUCACCUCGUUGGAAUGGAGCAGGAGCGAGAUGAUUCAUGGUGAUGGCUUACAGGGUCAUAAACACAAGAAGGCAUGUGGGACUGCAACAACUCUCGUCACUAGCAGAAACAGGAAGAACUUUCCUAGGCCCAGUAAAAGCAUCCAAGUUUGUUGUAGAUGAACAGUGUCAUGAAAGUGUGCUAAUCAGCUCAACAGUACGGCUUCUUGAAAGUUUGGAUUUAAGCAGUGCAGUGGGACAACUUCUCAAUGAAGCAGUUCAAGCACAGAAUAGCACAUAUAGAACUGGAACCAGUACUCUUUUGUUUCUUGUUGGUGCAUGGAGUCAUGCUGUUGAAGAAUGUCUCCAUAUAGGUGUCCCCAUUCCCAUAAUAGUGUCAGUGAUGGCAGAAGGUUUGAAUUCUUGCUGUGAAGAGGUAGUUUCCCUUCAAGUACCUGUCCACAAUAUAUUCGACCACAUGGACAACACAAAGACAUUUUCGGGAAUUGAAACAUUUAGUAUUAGUUUGUCACCUUUUCUGCAGGUCCCCGCAGACACUGGUUUGGUACAGGAAAAGCACGACCUCAAAGGUGUUGCCUGUCAAUCCCCAAGCAUUUACAAUCUUUCUGAGGCACCUGUGAAGUCACCUAAAUUCUUCAAGACUCAAGCUAAGGUUGAAGAUGAUGAAGGCAAAUCACAAGCUCUGAAAGACAGGCUGCUCGCACACACCUGCUGUAGAAAGUCAGUAUUAAUCCACAGUAGGCAUUUUAAUAGGACAGAUCAUCAGUGGACUCACAAGCCAGAUGGAUCUGUAGAAGAUGGUGCAUCUACUCCUAAAGCUUACAGAUGUGAAGGUCUGAUAGAGUUGGCAGCGGGCUUGAGUCACGGAGAUCACAGCAGCAUGAAAUUAGUAGAAGCAGCCCUGCGGCUGCAAUUUCAGAAUGCAUGUAUGCAGCGAGACAACCCUACAGUGCCAUUUAUGUUUGACAUUUCAAGAAUCUUCACUUGUUGUCUGCCAGGUUUACCUGAAACUUUUUCAUGUAUUUGUCCAGGAUACAUCACUCUUGUGUCUGUGUCAACUACUACCGUGAUCAAAGCAUUGCAAAAUCAGCCAGUCCGACUAGUUCUCAUUGAGGGUGACCUCACAGAGAAUUAUCGCCAUGUAGGAUUUAAUAAGUCUGCAAAUAUUAAAACAGUCUUAGAUAGCGUGAAGCUUCAAGAAGAUAGCUCAGAAGAACUAUGGAUAAAUCAUGUAUUACAGGUAUUAAUCCAAUUUGAUGUGAACCUCCUCCUGGUCCAAGGAAAGGUGUCUGAACAGUUAAUUGAAAAGUGCAUACACAAUAAGCGGUUGGUAAUUGGGUCAGUGAAUGUCAAGGUGAUGCAGGCUUUCGCAGAGGCUGCAGGAGCAGUACAGGUGGCUUAUCUCACCCAAGUGAAUGAAGACUGUGUGGGCGAGGGGGUCUCUGUGACCUUCUGGAGUAGUCCUGUGGAUAUUGUAGAUGGGAGCAACAGAAUGGCAGUUGUGUUAAAAACAGAAGGAAUUAAUUUGGUCACAGCAGUCCUCACUAGCCCAGUCACUGCACAGAUGCAAGCCAAAGAAGAUAGGUUCUGGACUUGUGCCUAUCGUUUGUAUUAUGCGCUAAAAGAGGAAAAAGUAUUCCUUGGAGGUGGUGCAGUCGAAUUUUUAUGUCUUAGUCAUCUUCAAAUUCUUGCAGAGCAAUCUCUGAAAAAAGGAAACCAUGCCUGGUCAGGUUGCCUUAUUAAUACCUCCUCUUGGUUAGCGUCGUCUCUGCCAAUAUAUAGACCAACUGUGCUUAAAUGCUUGGCAAGUGGAUGGCACAAAUACCUUUCAACUCUUGUAUAUAACUCUGCCAAUUACUCAUCACAAUUAGAAGCCAGCUCAUUCAUUCAGCAUCAUCUACAGAAUGCCAAAGAUUCAGGCUCUCCUUCAUCGUAUGUCCUGAAUGAGUAUAGUAAGUUAAAUAGUGGCAUUUUUAAUUCAGGUGUUUCAAAUAAACUGGAGCAGAUUCCAAGAGUUUAUGACAUCGUUACACCAAAGAUUGAGGCAUGGCGCCGAGCACUGGAUUUAGUACUGUUAGUACUUCAGUCAGACAGUGAAAUUAUUACUGGACUUGGACACACGCAAAUAAAUCCACAGGAAUUAGAGGGCUUUUUAUUUUUGUAGUAUUAAACUAAUAGGAAAUAUAACAUCUUGUGAUUUUUAAUGCUAAUAAUAAAUGUACUUAUUAAUA
Oryctolagus cuniculus (rabbit) is the source of this 2377-nucleotide messenger RNA. It is a transcript of the gene BBS12, whose product is annotated as Bardet-Biedl syndrome 12. The record is from RefSeq and is a predicted model, not a curated record. Gene Ontology annotation, molecular function: ATP binding. Gene Ontology annotation, biological process: photoreceptor cell maintenance; chaperone-mediated protein complex assembly. NCBI's taxonomy places the organism in Eukaryota, Metazoa, Chordata, Mammalia, Lagomorpha, Leporidae.